ACAAAACAAAGAUGGCGGCUGUCCUGCCGGUUGAGGUGAUCGCCCACGUCAUGCGGUUCCUGAGUGUUGGGGACAGGAAGGCGGCAGCUCUGGUAAACAGACAAUGGUAUGAGGCAUCUCUCGACCCUGCUUUACAAACGAACACCGUCUUCCACCUCCUCACCCCCUUCACCACCGGGUCAACCGUCCAGAGCUUUGGACUGAGAAAAAGUCCCCAUCUCAUCUUAAAUGACAUGGACGGUUCGUCGAAAUCGAAGGAGGUCGUCCAGAAAGCUUGCCAACACCUUGGGCAGCAUCUACAGAGCCUUUCCUUGAAGGGGUCGGAUAUAACGGAAGCAACGUUCAUGGUCAUCGUUCCUCACUGCUGCAAUCUACGAAAACUGGACCUCAGUUCCUGCAACAGUCUGUUCCUGUCUGGAAACUUGCUCCGGAAAGCGGAAGAUUUGAAAUCGGCGGAAAAAUCGUUGGUGAAUGUCCGGGAGCUAAACUUGGCGUCGCUACGACACCUCUCGGAUUGCGUGUUCAACAGACUUGUCGGGGUGAUGCCGAACGUUGAGAAACUGUCGUUGUCUGGAUGCACUGUCUCGUACGAGUUCAACCCGUACGCCAAAGGGUCGCAAACGCGAGCGUCGACCUCCGUCCUCACCUUCAUUAACAUCAAAGCAUUCCUAGAACAGCAAGGGAAGAAACUGGCGAGCUUGGAUUUGAGCAAAACCGCACUUCCGGGCAGUUCACUUCGAGAGCUAGCCACGGUACCCGGGCUCGCGAUACGGGAACUGAACAUCGCGGGAAACAGGGACCUAACCGACGAUGACAUCUUACGCUUAGUGAAGCGGCAGACGAGUUUGACUUCUCUGAAUGUUUCCAUGUGUGGGGAGCUCACAUCUGAGACUGUGCUGCACAUUCAGACAUACGUUCCACAAAUGCAGUAUCUGAACUUUUCUAAGUGCAGACGUAUGCGAGACAGCGCCGCUUCCAAACUGUACACCCUGCCGGGUCUGCGAUACAUCAACUUUGCAGAAUGCCCACAGAUUUCCUCCAAAGCGCUCAUCGCCGGCCUAUCUUCGAAACCCAUGCCGUACCUCACGUCUGUCUGUCUCGCCCACUGUACGCUCGUACGCGAUGAGUUUGUCGAAGCUCUCGGCAAGUCCGUGCCGCAUCUCCAAGAGCUUGAUUUAACCUCAUGCCUUGCGAUAACAGAUCGUAGCGUGCACGCCAUUGCCGCGUUCUUACCGGAACUGAAACGGCUAAGUCUAGCGUGGUGCAAGAAUGUCACGGACUAUGGAAUUCUUGGUCUGGAGAAGCCUGAGGAGGUAGGUGAUGAGGGGCGUCUGUGUGAGUUGACUGGCGGGAGGUUUUCUCGCAACUUUGGCACCAUUGGCUUCUUCAGCCCUCCCUCUGCUGCUGAGGUGUCUGUGUGUAAGAUAACCCAGGAAGAAGCCCUGGCCGUGUUAGCCCAGCAGGAUGCUGGGAUGCCGUCUGGGCUGCAGCGCCUGGCAGGUCUGCGUGUGCUGGACCUCAGCACCUGCCAGCAGCUGAGCGACCUCGGAAUCACCUGCGCUAUCAGGUUCAGGGAGCUGGUGUGCUUGAGACUGAACAUGUGCACAGGGCUGACUGAUCGCAGUCUGGUUUCCAUAGCAACCAAUGUGCCUAGCCUGGAGGAGCUGUCCAUCAGCCAAUGUCACCAGGUGACAGAUGACGGGGUGACAAAAGUGGUGAAACGUCUGCAGCGCCUGACGUUCCUGGACGUAUCGUGUAACGACAGGCUGACCAAUCACACGCUGGCGUCCAUCGGUCAGCACUGCCGCUGUCUGCAGAAACUGGACGUGUCCCUGUGCAGCCAGAUGUCCCAUGAUGCACUGGACAAGCUGCAGUACCGGCUCCCCCACCUGGUGUCUCUUCAGUCACGGCUCGUGUUGUGAGACCAGUAGUCAAUAAUUAUGUCACUUUUAUACACUAAAAGUGUAGCAAAACUGAAACAUUUUGGGGGCGAAUAGAAGUGAAUCAUACCAGGGCUAUCAACAAUCCAUGCCUUUUCUGUAAGCAAAGGAUUAUGAAUUGGUAGAGAUACAUGUAGUUAUG
Messenger RNA from Branchiostoma belcheri (Belcher's lancelet), 2082 nucleotides. Its product is annotated as SCF E3 ubiquitin ligase complex F-box protein grrA-like. Lineage: Eukaryota; Metazoa; Chordata; Leptocardii; Amphioxiformes; Branchiostomatidae. The record is from RefSeq and is a predicted model, not a curated record. The transcript has 5 exons. Bases 12 to 1922 code for a protein of 636 amino acids. Gene Ontology annotation, molecular function: protein binding.